AUGCCGCUCUUUGGAAUAACCUUUGAAGCAGUCUUGAGCCUACCAUGGAUAACACUUGGAUAUUUGAAGCAGUUAAUGCAGUGGAUCAAGUGCUCAAUGAAUAUAAAGGAAUCAAAUUCUGACAUUUCGGCUGAUGAUAUCCUUAAGUCUACUUCGACAAGAGAUGUACCAUCAAUUGAUCAUGUCGAUUAUCUAAACAACUCCGAAACGGAGAGUAGCUGCAUUUCUGACUCUUGCGAAGAAGACGAGGACGAUGUCGAGUUGAGCUAUAAUGCAAGCGAAUUGGAAUUGAACAAGCUUUGCUUAGCUGGCAACAACGAUGUAAUUAUUGGAGAAGAUCGCUGGUUCUGGACAUCUCGUCACGAGGUUGAUUCAUUUUUAGCACAAAACUGUUCAGAAUUUGUUGACUUGAACGACGACAAGGCGUCAACUCUAAAUGUUGAAAGGUUGGUGGAUUAUGUGAUGCCAUCGAUGGAUAUGAAUUCAGAGGCAGCGAUUGACGUUUGGGUUGAAAAAUACGGGGCCAGUAAAUUUGAAUUCCGCUACGUGUCUACACCUGUUAGUGAAUCAAGCACGGUCGAUUCCUGUUGGUCGUCAUCUGUUACACCGAGUAUUUCAGGAUCUUUUGUCGCUGUCUUGUAA
This is a messenger RNA of Plasmopara halstedii, 642 nucleotides long. RefSeq lists its product as uncharacterized. The record is from RefSeq and is a predicted model, not a curated record. Lineage: Eukaryota; Oomycota; Peronosporomycetes; Peronosporales; Peronosporaceae. The transcript has a single exon. The coding region runs from base 1 to 642 and encodes 213 amino acids.